Gossypium arboreum is the source of this 2633-nucleotide messenger RNA. RefSeq names its product probable hexosyltransferase MUCI70. The transcript is spliced from 9 exons. The record is from RefSeq and is a predicted model, not a curated record. The coding region runs from base 556 to 2319 and encodes 587 amino acids. NCBI's taxonomy places the organism in Eukaryota, Viridiplantae, Streptophyta, Magnoliopsida, Malvales, Malvaceae.
UCUUUAAAAUUCUUUUGACAAAUGUCAUUCUCAAAUUUUACGCUACAUUAGGGUUUAUUUUUAUUACAAUUUUAUAAAAUCCAUCUACCGUCCCAUUUUUCCACCCUUUAGGAUUUACUCACAUUCAUGUCAUAAAAUGGGUCAUAUAUAAUAUUACUAUGAUAUUUCCUCAUUUCAGCUAUAUCAAAAAACAUAAAAACAAACAAAAAAAAAAUAAAGGCCUGUAAUAAGAAAGAUAUUAUUAUUAACUCGAAAUUUGUGUUGUAAGAUUUGAUCGAAAAACCCACUUCCCUUGAUUUCAGAAAACCUUUGGCAACCUAUCAAAAACUGGAAAUCCCAGAUUUACUCCUUUUUGAUCGUCCAACUGCAUUUGACUUCAAUUUGUGUGGCGCCGCCCCAAGAGUUGGCGGCUUCUUCUUCUUCCUCUUCCUUUUUUUUUUUUUUUGAGUUGUAUAAUUGUUUUCUAAGUAAUGAAGGUAUAAUUUUUUUUUUUUUGGCUUGAUUUAUGUAAAGAUUGAUGAGAGAAGUGAAUUGGGGUUGUUGAUAAAGGAGACAAUGACUGGAGGGUCAUUGGGGAUUCGUUCUGGGAGUUAUGGUUCUUUGGAUAAACAGCUUCAAAACAGUGUUUUGUUGCCAAUUCAAGUGCCUUUAGCGACAAGAAGUAAGCCUUCUAAAGUUUUCAAGGAAAAGGAGACAUUGGUUCAUUGGAUCUGUAAGCUUGCUGGGCGUAAAAAGGUUGGAAUGUUGCUCCUUUCUGUAAUCUCUGCUGCUGUUUUUGUUUGGGUCGUGUAUGUUGGCAAAGGUGAAUACCAGGAUAGUGACAAUGUUCGUAAGGUGAACGAUAGCUUACCGAUUAAUAAUUCCGGAUUUCCCCUGAUAUAUGAAGUGCAAAGUGUCAAAAUAGACAAUUGGACAUCUUUAGUUGCCAGUGACAGUGUUGAAGGAACUGAAGUUAGAAAAAUGCCUCCUCCUCCUCCUUCAUAUUUUCUCGGCUACACUCUUCCUCCGGGGCAUCCAUGCUACACUUUCAGUUUACCCCCUCCACCAGCAGACAAAAAAAGAACAGGACCACGUCCUUGUCCCGUAUGUUACCUUCCUGUGGAAGAAGCUAUUGCUUUGAUGCCUAAAGUCCCAUCAUUUUCUCCGAUUCUUAAGAAUUUAACAUAUAUUUAUGAGGAAAACUUAAAUAAAGACAAGGAAUUUGGAGGUUCAGACUUUGGUGGAUAUCCUACUUUGAAGCAACGGGAUGAUUCAUAUGACAUAAGAGAGUCGAUGAAUUUGCGUUGUGGAUUUGUCAAAGGAAGCAAACCUGGCCGUGGGUCAGGGUUCGACAUCAAUGAUGAUGAUCUUCUCAAGAUGGAGCAAUGUCAUGGAGUUGUUGUUGCAUCAGCGAUAUUUGGAGCUUUUGAUAUAAUACAACAGCCAAAGAAUAUUAGCGAAUAUUCCAAGCAAACUAUCUGCUUCUACAUGUUUGUUGAUGAAGAAACAGAGGCUGAUUUGAAACUGAAUAGUGGUUUGGAUGAGAGCAAGAAGAUCGGAGUAUGGAGAAUUGUUGUUGCCCAUAAUCUUCCUUACACUGAUGGAAGGCGCAAUGGAAAGAUCCCAAAGCUUCUAACGCACAGGCUAUUUCCAAAUGCUCGUUUUUCUUUAUGGAUUGAUGGAAAACUUGAGCUCAUUGUUGAUCCUUAUCAAAUUCUUGAGAGGUUCUUGUGGAGAAAAAAUGCUACAUUUGCAAUCUCUAGGCAUUAUAAACGCUUUGAUGUUUUUGAUGAAGCCGAGGCAAAUAAAGCUGCAGGCAAAUACGAUAAUGCCUCCAUCAAUUUUCAGGUCAAUUUUUAUAAAAAGGAGGGUUUGACACCAUAUUCUGAAGCUAAACUUCCUAUAACAAGUGAUGUUCCUGAAGGAUGUGUAAUAAUAAGGGAACAUGUUCCUAUGAGCAACCUCUUUACUUGUCUUUGGUUCAAUGAAGUCGACCUUUUUACUUCAAGAGACCAAAUUAGUUUUUCGACAGUGAGGGAUAAGAUUGCGGCAAAGACAAAUUGGACUUUGAAUAUGUUCUUGGACUGUGAAAGGCGUAACUUUGUCGUUCAGAAAUACCAUAAGGAUGUUCUAGCGCAUAUGGCUCCAACGACUGUUUACCCUCCACCUCAACCGCUACGUUCGGCCAACAAACCACCUGGGAAAUUCGCAGUUGAAAUUUCAGGUGAAAAUAUUAUUCUAAAAGCUCCAUUCCGGAACAUCUUACCAAGACGUGGAAGAGAUAAGAGGUCCGAUUCUAGGCGUCAACGCAAAGUCAGCAACGAAAUUAUUUCGAGUUGAAGUGUUGAGUCUAAUUGCACUACUUUUCGCCUCUUCAAGUUUCAGAGACAUUCAUCUCAGAUCUUCCAAGACGAUGCAAACAGUGUUGUAAGUUUUGUUCCAUAAAAACUACAGUCAGUUCAACUUCUUUCACCUUUUUGGCUGCUAUCUAACUUUUGGCAAUUGUCUAUUUUGAUCCAUUUUUUGUUGUAUAUAUACAUAUUAAACAUAGUUUUAUAUAUAUUAUAAAAAUGGUCAGCCAUUUUGCUGUUUCAUUGUAUUGGGACUAAAAUUUUAGCAAAAAUCAAUGAGAAUUCACAUAGGUAUUCAUCUCC